UAUUAACCAGUGGGAAACAACAUGAGGUGGUUAUUGCAGCAAGUCAGUUUGGACGAGGAAGGAUAGUUGUGAUGUCACACAAUACCUUUCUAGCAGGACAUGAUACUGAUACACCUAGACACAAGCAACUGUUAGAGAAUAUCUACAGGUGGGUGAGCCAAGAGGGAACAUCUUCAGAAGUGGUUAAAAUAGAUAAAAAUACUACCACUGAUGACAUCAAACAGGCAGAUGUUCUCAUAUCACAAGGUGGUGAAGUAAAGAACAAUGUUCAAAAUGUAAUGACAGCAGUAGAGGAGCGUGUGUUUGAUGAGGGAGUGGGG
Molecule: messenger RNA, 320 nt
Organism: Owenia fusiformis
Lineage: Eukaryota; Metazoa; Annelida; Polychaeta; Sabellida; Oweniidae
Source: the annotation of a GenBank genome assembly